Molecule: messenger RNA, 5459 nt
Organism: Grus americana (Whooping crane)
Lineage: Eukaryota; Metazoa; Chordata; Aves; Gruiformes; Gruidae
Gene: EPB41L2
Product: erythrocyte membrane protein band 4.1 like 2
Exons: 26
Coding region: 194-4165 (1323 amino acids)
Biological process (GO): cortical actin cytoskeleton organization
Cellular component (GO): cytoskeleton; plasma membrane
Molecular function (GO): structural molecule activity; actin binding
Source: RefSeq, a predicted model, not a curated record
GGCGGGGCCGGCGGGGGUUUCUCCCGGGCUGGGCUGACGGCUGCGGUUUGGGAACUUCAAUUUCGUGUGUGAGCGCGAGCGGCCGUUUGGGCGGCAGGUAAAGAGGAUACUGUGCUGUUACCCAGUUGUCAUAGUUGGUUGCAUUCUACUAAUCUUCAAGACUUGUUUUGGAGUUAAAGUGUAAGUUGUGACAAUGACAACUGAAGUUGGCUCAGAGACUGAAGUAAAGAAAGAUUCUGAGCAGCUAGGACCAGACAAAGCCAAGGACAAGCCUGAAGAAGCAUCAGAGACUCCAGAAAAUCAAAAAUCCAGGGAAACAUCCUCUGAAGAAGCUCAAGAUUCUUCCUCUGUCCCAGCACCAACUAGCCAAAGUAGUCCAAGUAGCCAGAAGAAGGAAAAAGCUUCUCCUGAAAGCAAGGGUAUUUCUCGUUUCCUUCCCCCCUGGCUUAAGAAACAAAAAUCAUAUACCUUGACAGAGCCCAAAGAUGAGACCAAGAAAAGGACCACAGAGGAAGAACGAGUAGUUGAAGAAAGUGAAUGCCAGACACCAGAGGGGGUGGCUCAGCCAAAAAAGAGCUUAGAAGCAGCAGCUGAAAAUCAGCAUAAUGCUAAAGCAGACAACAAAGAAGAAAAACGCUCUGUUAAUAGUGCUGAAACACAGUCUGCCAAAGAAGAUGGUAAAGAACCGGAAGUAGAGAAAGUUGCAGAGGAAAAGGAAGAAAAAGAAAAAAGAGAGACAAAAGAAGUGCAGACAGCUGAAAUUAAAACAGAAAACAUUCCUCAGAAGUCUCCCAAGAAAAUGAAGACUGUGCAGUGUAAAGUGAUGCUUCUGGAUGGCACAGAAUACAGCUGUGACCUAGAGAAAAAAGCAAAAGGCCAAGUGCUGUUUGACAAAGUUUGUGAACAUCUCAAUUUACUGGAAAAGGACUAUUUCGGGCUGUUGUUUUAUGAGAAUUCAGAACAGAAGAACUGGCUAGAUUCUUCGAAGGAAGUUAAGAGACAAAUUCGAAGUUUACCUUGGAUAUUCACCUUUAAUGUGAAGUUUUAUCCCCCUGAUCCUUCACAGCUGACUGAAGACAUCACUAGAUAUUUCUUGUGCCUACAGCUUCGUCAGGAUAUUGCUUCUGGUCGACUGCCAUGUUCUUUUGUGACUCAUGCCCUCCUUGGUUCAUACACCCUGCAGGCUGAGCUGGGUGAUCAUGACCCAGAGGAGCAUCGCAGUGACUAUAUCAGUGAAUUCCAGUUUGCACCCAAUCAAACUCAAGAAAUGGAAGAGAAAGUAGCUGAGCUACACAAAACACACAGGGGCUUGACUCCAGCACAGGCGGAUUCCCAGUUCCUAGAAAAUGCUAAGAGACUCUCCAUGUAUGGAGUGGAUUUACAUCAUGCCAAGGAUUCGGAAGGUGUGGAUAUCAUGUUGGGUGUAUGUGCUAAUGGACUGCUCAUUUACAAAGAUAGACUCCGGAUCAACCGCUUUGCUUGGCCAAAAAUUCUGAAGAUUUCCUAUAAGCGAAGUAAUUUCUACAUCAAAGUCAGGCCAGCAGAACUGGAACAGUUUGAGAGUACUAUUGGGUUCAAGCUGCCAAACCAUCGGGCUGCUAAAAGGUUAUGGAAGGUUUGUGUGGAGCACCAUACUUUCUUCAGACUUGUAUCACCAGAACAGCCUCCAAAAGCAAAGUUUCUAACCUUGGGUUCCAAGUUCCGCUACAGUGGUCGUACACAAGCACAGACACGACAGGCUAGCAACCUCAUAGACAGACCAGCUCCCUACUUUGAGCGCACUUCAAGCAAGCGUGUUUCCAGGAGCCUUGAUGGAGCUCCCAUGGGUAUCUCAGACCAAAGUCUGCUAAGAGACUUCCCUACUACUGGAGGGCAGGCUGCUGGAGAUAAAGUCAUUGACAUUGAAGCUGCUGGUCAGGCCAAGUUAAAAGAAAGUGGCAGAGAAGAAGAUGGAAGCCCAGUCAAAACCCCACAAUUAGAAUUGACUCAGGAUGGAAAGAAUUUAUUUCUUCAGCUCACUCACGUACACCCACCAUCGCUACCCAUCCAUUCUGUGUCAUCCCACCUCACAAACCUCUCACCUGAGAUGGACAUGCUUUCAGAUAUUUCAGAGGAAGAUCCCUUUGGAGAGCCCCUCCUUACCAUCCCAGACAUCUCAGAGUGCAAUUCCAUGAAAGAAACACCAGAUCAUAAUAAAAAUGAAAUAGCUUCACCGAAUAUCAUCUUUGAAUCUAUGAGAUCCCUAGCUUGUUCAGUCUCCCCUGCUGUGGAGGGAAAACUCCGUACAGAUGACUACAAAAGCACUGAGUUGUGUGUCUCAUUCAGCUUUAUCAGAUGCUUUUCUUUUAGUUUCCAUUCACUGCUUGACGAGGAUGGUUACAUUACUUUUCCUAGCCUUCCUGAUGUUUGCAUCUCUUUCCUCCCACCUGGCCUUCAGCACUAUAUUCCCAUUACCUCUCCUUCCUUCAUCCCCUCUUUUCUCCUUAUCUUCGUGCUGCUUCUGUCUGCUUUCCAGUCUAUUCCUUUUUCACUCACAUUUUCCCUUCCUCUCGCUCUGUCCCUCUGCUACCUGGAGCCUAAGGCGACUUCCUUUAGUGCCUCUAAUGACAAUGACCUGAAUGACAAAGCAGAGGAAGAGGAGGUGGAAUCUGAAGAGGAGGAAGCACAACAGAAGAGCAAUUCCUUGAGAGUAGACGGGGAAAAUAUUUAUGUCAGACAUAGCAAUUUAAUGUUGGAGGACCUGGAUAAGACCCAGGACGACUUACUGAAACACCAGGCUAGCAUUAGUGAGCUCAAGCGCAAUUUCAUGGAAUCUACACCUGAACCACACCCAAAUGAGUGGGAAAAGCGGCGUAUCACACCUCUGUCCCUACAGACACAAGGGAAAAAAGGAGACCACAUUUUCCAACUGAAAACGCUGCCUGGGAAGGAGAAGCAAUGGACUGCGAUGCCAUGGAUUGCUGGAGCAAAACCAGAGGAAACCGAUAAGAGCCUAGAAGAGGAGAUCACGUCCAUUUUGUUUAGUAAGGAGGGCUUUGGCGCUAGCACGAGAGGGCCCUUCGCCGCCGCCAGCGUGGGGCCAGCAGAGGGCGCUGCGGGGGAAGAGACCGCCGCCUCGGCCGCGCCGCCCCCCCAGAGACAUGCUUCCCGAACAGAAGGGCCUUGUACUGGAGUCAGCGAUGCUGAUAAGAGUUCACAUGAGACUCUGGACAUAGUGGAGGAGAAGAAGCAGGCAGAGGUUGGGAUAGAAGAAACACUAGUCGUAGACGAAACCAACAAAGGGAAAAUGCAAGUUGCCACUGAUGCUGGGGAAACAUGUAAGGUGGAACAUCUGUCAAAAAAGGACUCUUCGUCAUUGCCAUCAGAUAGUAGCAGCAGCAGCAGCAGUAGUAGUGAGAGUGAGGAUGAAGAGGUGGGAGAAUACCAGCCACAUCAUAGGGCAAUUGAGGAAGUCAUCAGGGAAGAACAGGAAGAAGAGGAAGACGUGAAAAGGAAAGAACAUGAAGAAAAUUUACAGCAUGUGGAAGCUACACCAGAAGGCAGUAAACGAAAUGUACCAGUUGAGCACACAGAAGUUACAGCUGAAGGUUUGGUCCAGGAAAAUGCAGUUACCAUAGCUACACAAGAGAAGAAUUUGUCAGAGGAAAUUAAGCAAGAUUUAGGUGAAGAAAAAGAGGAAGAACAGCUCAAACUCAAUGGAGAUAUGUCUCAUGUUGACAUUGAUGUUGCACCACAAAUAAUUUGUUGUUCUGAGCCUCCAGUAGUGAAAACAGAGAUGGUAACCAUUUCAGAUGCCACACAGAGAACUGAAAUCUCCACUAAAGAAGUUCCAAUUGUUCAAACAGAAACUAAAACUAUCACAUAUGAAUCUCCACAGUUUGAUGGCAGUGCUGGUGGCAAUGCUGGUGUGCUGCUGAGUGCACAGACAAUUACAUCAGAGUCCAUUUCCACUACCACAACUACACACAUCACAAAGAUGGUAAAAGGUGGGGUAUCGGAAACAAGAAUUGAGAAGCGCAUUGUCAUUACUGGAGAUGCGGAUAUUGACCAUGAUGAGGCCCUGGCACAGGCAAUCAAAGAAGCCAAAGAACAGCACCCUGACAUGUCUGUCACAAGAGUGGUGGUGCACAAAGAAACUGAACUUGCUGAGGAAGAUGAAGAGUAAAAUCAAAAAUGCCCUCAAGCAAAUACUUCAGAAGUAAAAAUGAUACUGACUGCGAUCGUGACCAUGAGGAACUGUAAUCAUUCCAAGUCAUCACUACUCUACCGAAUUCACCAAGCCUAGCAACGAUGACCAGAUGUUCAAGACUUAAAUGCCAAUACCAAACUCCAUUUUAACAUCUUUGGUCUAUAUUCCCUUACAAUCUUUUUUGGGUUUUGUUUUUCUUUAUAACCACUUCUUAACAAUCUUAGAUAAUUUUUUAAAUGAAGUUUUAGAGGGUAUGAUCUUCUUUUGCACAAAUACUUGUCUUUUUUGAAGAUGAUUCUUAAUUAUAUGAAAGUGAACAAAAAAAGAAGUCUGGAAGGCAUUGUUCACUGGAGCAGGUGGUAAUUGUGCAGGAAGGGUGAUCUUAAUUAAUUUAGAUAUAGUUUUUUCCAAAUAUUUCAAGUGAAUUCUCUUACUGGAUUAAGUUACAGAUUUUUUUUUUUUUCUGAUUAUUCAGGUAAAUACAUGGUAUCACUCAUAACAAAGAUUUUUAUAAAAAUACAACAUUUCCUAAACUUUGAAAAAAUAUAUUUCUUUGGAUAAAUUUUAUACUGAUAUGCCUGUAACUCUUUCUGUUCUAAGGUUCUCCUCUCUGUGCGGCAGAGGUGGUGCAGCAGUCUGUAGAGGAGAAGGAGUUGCAGACACAUUUCUUCUGACUGAGCACUGUGUUCUUUUUGCACUUUGGUGCCAAUGCUCAACUUCUUGCAGACGUUUUGCUGUCUGCAGCAUUCCAGAUAAGGAAAGAAGGAGGAACAAAAUGUGUUUCUCUUCUUCCAACAAGAGAUGAUUUAGGCAGCUUAAAACCUUAGUGCUUUCUUUCUUACUGUGUCCAAACUUCAACACUUCCAUUAUUUGAAUACCUGUGUAGAAUGCUUGCUUUCUAUUAAACCUCACUGUCUCCGUGUUAGAACUGACAUUUCUGUUAUUGAGAAGGUAUGUUUCAGAUGCUUCGUCUAAUGGUUGAUACAGGUUUUUAGGAUACUGAGUAAAAGUGUACGAUGGACUCCAUUCAUUAAGGAAUAAGACAGUACCAUCAUUUGAGACUGCCAUUGAGAAAACCUGUUAAUUAUUUUGGAUUUUAUUUUUGUUUCGUUCUUGCAAGGGGGGUUGUUUGUUCAGGGUUUUUUUUUUUUGCAGUUGACUCUGUGUAUAGUUAAAAUGCCAAAUUAGAUAUAUAGGAGCUUGAAGUUGUAUUAAGUGAUAUUUUGCUUUCUGUAAUUCUGUUAUAAAAUAAAGUUGUUUAUUCUCUGUA